Messenger RNA from Brenthis ino (lesser marbled fritillary), 330 nucleotides. The record is from the annotation of a GenBank genome assembly. NCBI's taxonomy places the organism in Eukaryota, Metazoa, Arthropoda, Insecta, Lepidoptera, Nymphalidae.
AUGACUUAUUUUGAAAAGCUAUUAAUUGCAUGCAAGACUAAGAAACUGGGUCGUCUGACAUGGUCGUGUACCUUGGAAGGUCGCCAGCCGCAGCCCGGCAACGGUAGGCCGUCGGGCCCCAGCGGGCAGGGCGCGUCGAGGCCGGGCACGCCCUGCUCGCCGCGGUCGCCCUUGUCGCCCUUGCGUCCGCGCUUGCCGGCCGGCCCCUGCGGAGCGCACCGGCGUUUAGUUAGCACUAGUUACGACGCGAGUCUGAUGCUCUGUUGUCGCUUUACGUAUUCGUUCUUUGUGAUAUAUACUUGUGAAUAUAAAGAUAUUCACAUAUUACUA